This is a messenger RNA of Cyphellophora attinorum, 318 nucleotides long. Its product is annotated as Ubiquitin-like protein SMT3. The transcript has a single exon. The record is from RefSeq and is a predicted model, not a curated record. Gene Ontology annotation, biological process: protein sumoylation. NCBI's taxonomy places the organism in Eukaryota, Fungi, Ascomycota, Eurotiomycetes, Chaetothyriales, Cyphellophoraceae. Gene Ontology annotation, molecular function: protein tag activity; ubiquitin-like protein ligase binding. Gene Ontology annotation, cellular component: nucleus. The coding region runs from base 1 to 318 and encodes 105 amino acids.
AUGACCUCGCCGAAGGGAGCCGCCACCCUGUCUGCGACAAGUCUCUCGACGCAAGAACACAAAGACUCUGGUGGAGCCCCUGCUGAAGGCGAAAGAAUCAACCUCAAUGUCACUGAUUGGAACGAUGAGGCCUUCUUCAAGAUCAAGAGAACCACGAAACUCGACAAAUUAAUGAAGGUUUUUUGCGACCGUCAAGGCAAGGACCCGUUCAAGGUCAGAUUUCUGUUCGACGGGUGGAAGGUCUUGCAAGGCGAUACUCCGGAGAAGCUCGGCAUGAGAGAUGGCGAUAUCAUCGAAGUCAUGAGAGUUUAUGCAUAG